Molecule: messenger RNA, 2239 nt
Organism: Python bivittatus (Burmese python)
Lineage: Eukaryota; Metazoa; Chordata; Lepidosauria; Squamata; Pythonidae
Source: RefSeq, a predicted model, not a curated record
AUGCUGGUGCCAGAAGAAACGGCUGGCAGAAGUGAAGAGCAUGGCGCAGAGCUACCUCCAUCUUCCUCACAUCUGCAGAACCAGGAGCACAGAAGUGACAUGGAGAUGGAGAAGCAGCUCUUUGUCCACGAAGCCAGUGACCUGCACCAGGGAACCCUCUCCUUCAGACCAGGGAAGAAUGAAAGAGCAGAGAAAUCACGUUUACGUUCUCAAAUCCUUCAUAGGCAUACUUUCAGGACUCCAGAUCCAGUACCUUUAGCUACCCACACUUCUUACUCAGAAAACAAAAGGGGGGAUGGAGGUUCUACCGGAGAAGCCACACCAACUGUACGCUGGAGAAUGAAGACCACAAAUAUUGAAGAGUUGCUGGUUCCUGGACUUCCGGGGAAGAAUUGGCAAACUGAAGACAGCGCUGCCAAGAGUGGUGCUGACGACCGCGGUGGAAUGAAGGACCGGCGAGUAGAGCCGCUCUGCGUAAUUCCUCUCCAGACAAGGAAAGGGCUGGGACUGCCCACAAGUGCUUCAGACGGCUGCUGCUUGCAAGGAGACAGCGAAAUAGCAGCCUCCUGUGGGGUUGGAGCUCUGGGAGGGACCUUCCGAGGAAUCUGUAAGCAAAUCAACCAUUUUCCAGAAGAUGCUGACUAUGAACAGGAUGCCGCUGAAUAUCUCUUGCGUGCUGUGAGGGCCUCCAGCAUCUUUCCCCUCCUGAGCGUCGGUCUCCUGUUCUUUGGAGGACUCUGUGUGGCUGCCAGUGAGUUCUACAAGAACAAACUCAAUGUCAUCCUGAGCGCAGGCAUCUUCUUUGUUUCCGCAGGGCUAAGCAACAUCAUCGGGAUCAUAGUUUACAUCUCGGCAAACGCAGGGGACCCUGGGCAGAGCGAUUCCAAGAAGAGCUAUUCCUACGGGUGGUCUUUCUACUUCGGAGCCCUAUCCUUCAUCAUUGCCGAGAUGGUUGGGGUCAUUGCUGUCCAUAUGUACAUUGAGAAGCACCGCCAAAUCCGAGCCAAGUCUCACUCCGUGGCCCUCCUGAAGAAGUCCACCUUUGCCCGCCUCCCUACCUAUCGGUACCGGUUUCGAAGGCGAUCCAGUUCCCGCUCCACAGAACCCCGGUCAAGGGAUCUGUCUCCCAUUGGCAAAGGCUUUAAUACCAUCCCUUCCACCGAUAUCUCCAUGUUCACCCUUUCCAGGGAUCCUUCAAAGGUGACUAUUGGGACUUUGCUGAACUCAGAGAGAGAUCACGGUUUUUUACAGAUUCACAACUCCCUCCCCAAAGAGUUCAAAGAAUCUUUGCAUAACAAUCCAGCCAACAGACGAACCACUCCCGUCUGAGCCGAGCCCGUCCCUGGUUGGCCUUGGAUCAGGCCGUUGGGGCUGCCAUGUACAGAGGUAUUUCAUUGAGACUGCAUGAUGCAACCCACCCUCCCCUUUGAUGGUGUAACCGGCGAAACGUUGUUUUUAAAAAGUAACCCUAGCUGUGCUCCCUGUCCACAGGCAGCCUAGAUCUGGAAUAGGAUUUUGUUUUGGUUUCAAAUCCUAAACUGCCAGUUGUUCGGCCUGGGUUUGAAUGCAUUUGGGCCCUGAAGAACCGCAUUUUUCAUUCUCUCGCCAAGACUGAACGUUGGGCUCGGCCUUGUGCCUGGUGAAAAGAGGACCCAGGGGACUAUUGUGUCAGUGACUGCUUGGAGGUCCCAUCAAGAAGGUGGAAAGUGGUGCUGGGCCCCCACGGCUCUUCCUCCCUCCCUCCCCUCCGCCACCAUGAAAACCCCCUUUGACUGUGGUCUUAAUCCAGAAAUAGCACCUGGGAAAACAUCCAAGCAUGGAAACGUGAAGCCGAGUGCUUCCGAAAGACUUGGGCAAUCCUCCCUCCUUCCUUUGUGGAUGUCCUGACAGAGGCAGGGCUCUGGGGGUGGGGCUGUCUGUUAUUGUGUGCAUGCAUUAAACAGCCUGGAAUCCAAUUCCUCCCACAUCGUUGGAAGAGACCUGGCUCUUUGCCACGUUGAUGGGCUUUGGAAGGGCUCUGUAUUUUCUUGCAUAUUCAACACUCUUUGUCAAGGUGUCAGGGGCAGAACGCCCUCUCCUCCGUCCCUGCCAAAGUUCUGGUAUUAACCGCCACUGGCGGGUAAGCGUUUAAUGUUACCAUUGGUUCAAGAAUCUGAAAAGAUGAUUCUGUAUCUAGGUAGAUGUUUCACCACACAUCUGCUUUUUCAGAUUUAGCAUUAGUGUACAGCCUAAGCCAUGG